GUCGCUCCGUGACGUCACCGGAGCGCGCCUGCUUUCUGAGGUCCGCUUCAGGUGUAGUGCGGGGCUGGCGAGUUGGCUGGCUCCUUCUGCCUUGGACCUCCGUGGGGCUCUAACUCCACAGCGCAGGGCGCCGGGUCGGACCGGCAGCCGCGGCCAGGCUCUGAUGCUGGUCACUGUUAGGAGGUUACUCACAGCUCUGCUGCAGGCUCGGAAGCAGCCCUUUCAGCCCUCCAGAGACAUGAGACUGGUGCAGUUCCAGGCACCCCACUUGGAGGGGCCUCACCUGGGCCUGGAGGCUGGGAAUGAUGGGGGGGUCAUUGACCUCAACGCAUUUGACCCCACACUCCCCAAGACGAUGUUGCAGUUCCUGGAGCAGGGAGAGGCCACCUUGUCAGUGGCAAGAAGAGCCCUGACAGCCCCGUUGCCCGUCCUCCCACGGUCAGAGGUGACCUUCCUAGCCCCAGUCACACGGCCAGACAAGGUGGUAUGUGUGGGCAUGAAUUAUGUGGACCACUGCAAAGAACAGAACGUGCCUGUGCCCAAGGAACCCAUCAUCUUCAGCAAGUUUGCUAGCUCCAUCGUGGGGCCCUACGAUGUGGUGGUCCUCCCACCAGAGAGCCAGGAGGUGGACUGGGAGGUGGAGCUGGCCGUGGUCAUUGGAAAGAAAGGCAAACAUAUCAAGGCCACAGAUGCCAUGGCUCACGUGGCUGGCUUCACUGUGGCCCAUGAUGUGAGUGCUCGGGACUGGCAAAUGAGACGCAAUGGGAAGCAGUGGCUGCUGGGAAAAACCUUCGAUACCUUCUGCCCCUUGGGCCCUGCCUUGGUUACCAAGGACAGUAUAGCAGAUCCCCACAACUUAAAGAUCUGCUGCCGCGUGAACGGGGAGGUGGUCCAGAGCAGCAACACCAGCCAGAUGGUGUUCAAGACGGAGGAGCUGAUAGCCUGGGUCUCCCAGUUUGUCACUCUUUACCCAGGGGACGUCAUCCUUACCGGGACCCCCCCAGGUGUUGGUGUGUUCAGGAAGCCACCUGUCUUUCUCAAGAAGGGUGACGAAGUCCAGUGUGAGAUUGAAGAACUUGGCAGCAUCAUCAACAAGGUGGUGUGACAGCUUCCUCAUGAGCUCCAGCUAAGGUGGAGCCUCUGCUGUGCCACUUGGCCCAGUGCUGCUCCUCUAGGUAGGAGGAAGGAAGGUGGAGCUCUACAAUAAAUUCAAGUCGAAGCUUA
Marmota monax (woodchuck) is the source of this 1224-nucleotide messenger RNA. Its product is annotated as fumarylacetoacetate hydrolase domain-containing protein 2. Gene Ontology annotation, molecular function: hydro-lyase activity. NCBI's taxonomy places the organism in Eukaryota, Metazoa, Chordata, Mammalia, Rodentia, Sciuridae. The transcript is spliced from 8 exons. The record is from RefSeq and is a predicted model, not a curated record. The coding region runs from base 164 to 1105 and encodes 313 amino acids.